AUGGUCCGACAUCCGGAAAUAUUGAAUUUUAAAACUAACUUUAAUGUCUUCAGGUCUGAUUCAGAGUUUGAAGUGUUUGAGCCUGUGCAGAAAGCCAAGCCGAAGAGAAAACUAACAUCUCGAGACACCGUUAGGUCUGACUCCGAGUUUGAAGCGUCUGAACCCGUGCAGAGAGCCAAGCCUAAACGAAAACCAACAUCUCGAGACAGAUCCCAUUCUUCAAAGAAGCCGAAGUCGAAUCCAAAGGAAUCGUUCGACGUGCUGGGAGUUCUGUCGGACGAGGAGGAAGCCAUAGAGAAGGCCACGCGCGCAUCCAACGAGCCGAGGCGGCUCGACAGCAGCUUCAGCAGCAAGACCGCGCACGGCUCGCUGGUGUGGCGCGCGCCGCUGGCCGGCCGCUACUACGUGGAGACGCGCGUCUACAGCGCGGACGACGCGCGCAAGGCGCCCCCGGACCAGCGCUACACCAAGGCGCUCGUCACGCUCAAGGCGCAGCUGGACUCGGAGCAGGCUGAGUGGGACUACUUGCAGAGGUUCCUGAAGAAAGCUAAAACACUGUUUAGCGAUACUAAACCUGUAUUUUAUGAUAAUAAAAUAAAUAAAGUAGGUUUAAAAUAAUAUUGACUUAGGUUUUUUUUCCUUCAUUGACCUCGAGUGCCCAGGCAGGUUAUGAUUUUACAUGUAAAAUUUAGAUAGGUUAGGAUACAAUAAUAAGUAAAACUAAGAUAGUUAAAAAUAACUUUUAGACUAAGUAUUUGUACCUAAGUAAAGUUUUAGAUAGCUAAAAGUAAGUUUUAUAAAGAGCUAGAAAGUUAUUAACAAGUUAUUAAUCUAAUCUAACUACUAAAAUGCCUUUUUGCUCUGAGUGUUGUAUCCAAGUAGAUAGCAGGCGGUGGGUAGGUCACCUGCGCAGCGCCGCACACAAAGGUCGGUGCAACGCGUUGCAGGCGCAAGACUUUGAUGGUGUGGUUGAACUUGCAACUGCUUUCCAGGGUCGCAUCGUGUCCUACAGGAUCACUCCUACAGAUGAGUACGUACACUCUUUGCCUGAUAUGUUUUUGCACAGUAUAUUUUCUAAAAUCGAUAACUUAUUGAAACUCUCAUUGAAAAAGCAUAUAAGUUUAAAAGUUAAUUUCGAAUAUUUCGCUAAUUUCUUUUUAUUUAAGAAUGAGCAAAGUGAAGUCAAGUCAUUUGUUAUUAAAAACUUUUUAGUUACUCGCAAUUAUGACUUUGAUAAGAUAUUUGAAACACUUGUUGAUAGUAUUAAAAACAAAGUUGAGGAAUUCGAAGACCGCGAUAGCGGCUGGACUUUUUUGAGCAAUGUUUCCCUGGAAGUCAAUAUUAAUAGGUACGAUCCUCUUAGAGGGUCGGGUUCAACUUACGUUGAUUUACCACUUACAAUAAAAAAGAAAAAGGCGUGUAUUAAUAUCCGGAAUAAGGAUGAAUAUUGUUUUCUGUGGAGCAUUGUUGCUGCUCUGUACCCGGUGAAAAAGAACGGUGAUCGUACAUCCUCAUAUCCAAACUUUGAACAGGUUCUAAACAUUGAUGGCAUGUCAUUCCCAGUAACGUUCAGCGAUAUCGCAAAGUUUGAAAAUAAUAAUCCUGAAAUAAGUGUAAAUGUAUACGCUUUAAAAAAUAAUCGUACCGUAGUAGGACCUAUAUAUAAAUCAGAAUUUAAGUCAAAAACUAGAACUAAAAUUAACUUACUGUUAGUUGAAAAUAAUAUUAAAUGUCAUUUUGUUCUAAUAAAAAACUUGUCUCGACUUGUCAGAAGUCAGAUUACGAAACAUCACGGAACACUCUAUUUUUGCGAUGAUUGUUUGUUAUUUUUUACUACCGAAGUUAAACUGGAAAAUCAUACAUGCAGUGGUGUAAGCACGGUACUGCCUGAUAAAGGAACGUGUUUAGAAUUCAAACAUUUCGAACGGAAGCAAGAUGUUCCUUUUACUAUCUAUGCAGACUUUGAAACACUUCUUGUACCUUUUCAAGGGUGUGAACCUGAUCCUACAUCAAGUUUUACUUCUCAACGCCAAAAACACAUUCCAGCAGCCUUUGCAUAUUAUAUAGUUUGCUCGUUUGAUAAUGAUUUAAAUAAAUUCGUGCAAUAUCGAGGCAAAGAUUGUGUUGAGAUUUUUCUUGAUAAACUUUAUAAGGACAUAAAAAAGAUUUAUGAUAUCUUAGACAAGGAAAUUGCAAUGGAAUUUGAUGAAAACGAUGCUGAAGCCUUUGCUCGUGCUGAAGUUUGUCACAUUUGCAAUAAAUUAUUGAUUGUAGACAAAGUGAGAGAUCACUGUCAUCUCACAGGACGUUAUCGAGGUGCUGCACAUCAAUACUGUAACCUAAGGUUCAGUGUGCCUAAAUUAGUUCCAGUCUUUUUCCAUAAUUUAGCUGGUUAUGAUUGCCACUUGUUUAUUAAAGAAUUAGCAGAAAGUUUAGGACCUGUCAAAGUCAUCGCUAAAAAUAAAGAAAAUUACGUAUCUUUUACAAAAUUUUUAAAGGUAAACAAUGAAAAAUAUGCUCGAAUUCGAUUUGUUGAUUCUUUUCAAUUCUUAGGAACAAGUUUAGAAAAAUUAGCCGGUGGAUUAGAAAAAACUGAUUUUACGUAUUUGCAAAAGUUCUAUCCCAAAGAAAAUGAAUUUGUGUUAUUAACGCGGAAAGGCGUGUACCCUUAUGACCAUAUGAAACAAUGGAAAUCGUAUUCCGAACGAAAAUUACCUCAUAAAAAAUGUUUCUAUAAUUCGUUAACUGAUACAGACAUUAGUGAUGAAGAUUAUGCUCAUGCUCAAAAGGUUUGGUCUGAUUUUAACAUAAAAGAUAUGGGCCAGUACACAGAUCUUUAUCUAAAGACUGAUGUAUUACUAUUGACAGAUAUUUUUGAAAACUUUCGACACGUUUGUAAAACAAAUUAUCAAUUAGACCCUGCCUUUUACUUAACAGCCCCAAGUCUUUCAUUUGAUGCUAUGUUACUUAAAACAGGCGUUCAGUUAGAUUUAUUAACAGACUUGGAAAUCAUUCGUUUUAUACAGAAAGGGAUAAGAGGAGGGAUCUGUUUGUGUUCAACAAGAUAUGCUCAGGCAAAUAAUAAAUACAUGCCUCAUUAUGAUCCUAGCGAACCCGAUUCUUUUCUGGUUUACAUUGAUUGCAAUAAUUUAUAUGGUUAUAGCAUGUGCCAAUAUUUACCUGUUUCGGAUUUCCGUCUUUUAGAUCAAUCCGAAAUAGAUCUCUUGAAUAUUAUAGACGUAGACGAUAACGCUGAAUUUGGAUACAUUCUUGAAGUCGAUUUAAUUUAUCCUGAAGAGUUACAUCAUAGUCACAAUGAUUACCCUUUUUGUCCAGAAAAGUUCACACCGCCUGGUGGUAAGACUUCAAAACUAAUUCCUAACUUGUAUCCUAAAUAUCAGUACGUAAUUCACUAUGUAUAUUUAAAGACAUGUAUUAAAAAUGGUCUAGUGUUAGAUAAAAUUCAUCGCGUUUUAUGUUUUAGACAAAGCCCAUUUUUAGCUAAAUAUAUUAAUUUAAACACAGAUCUAAGAAAGAAAGCUGUAACAUCUUUUCAGCAAGACCUUUUCAAAUUAAUGAAUAAUUCAGUAUUUGGAAAAACCCUAGAAGACAGCGAAAAAAGAGUAGAUGUACGUUUGGUUAAUAAGUGGUGUGAUAAAUCUAACAAAACUAAAAAGUUCAUAACUGCAGACAGAUUAAUCGCAAGGCCUAAUUUUCAUAGUGCUACUAUUUAUUCAAAUAAUUUAGUCGCGGUACAAAUGAAACAGGAAAGGAUUAUUUUAGAUAAACCGAUUUAUAUUGGUUUUGCUGUUUUGGAACUCUCUAAGAGUCAUAUGUAUGAUUUCCAUUACUCAGUUGUAAAGCCUCACUACGGAGAUAAAGUACAGCUAUGCUACACUGAUACCGAUAGCUUUGUUUACAGAAUUGAAACUGAAGAUUUUUAUAGAGACUUAAAGAAAAAUUUUAUAAACUAUUUUGAUACAAGCAAUUAUAGUUCUGACAAUGUAUUUGGAUUACCACUAAAAAAUAAGAAAAUACCAGGUCUGUUUAAAGACGAGUUAGGAGGUAAAAUUAUGACCGAAUUUGUGGGUCUUCGAUCUAAGUUAUAUUGUAUUAAAACAGAAUCUACAUUAAUCAAAAAGGCAAAAGGUGUUAAGAAAAAUGUAAUCAGAGAUUUGUCGUCAUCUGAUUAUAAAUCGGUUUUGUUAGAUGAUAAAAUAAUUAGAAAAAAAAAUAUUUUGUUUAGAUGCAUUAAACAUGAGAUUUUCACGCAGAGUGUAAACAAGGUAGCUUUAUCAAACCAAGAUGAUAAACGUUUUAUUUCAUCCGAUAAAAUUACCACCUGGGCAUGGGGUCAUCAUAGGAAUUUAUUUUAGAUUUAAUUAGGUAAUUAGUUUGUUAAAAUUUAUUAUAUUUUAUAGAAGGUAUAAUAUUAAUUUCAUUUAGAUUUUAAGAUUCCAUUUUAUAAAUGUGAUA
Molecule: messenger RNA, 4476 nt
Organism: Ostrinia nubilalis (European corn borer)
Lineage: Eukaryota; Metazoa; Arthropoda; Insecta; Lepidoptera; Crambidae
Exons: 4
Coding region: 1-618 (205 amino acids)
Source: RefSeq, a predicted model, not a curated record